CAGUCGCUCCAGCCCUGUCGAAGUUUCACUUUUUGUCUGUGGGUUCGUUCCCGGGCCCCGUGCGAGCUUUCCCGGGAUAAGUAGCUUUAGCGAGCCGGCCCAGAGCCGGGCGCCGCAAGGCGGGAACGUUUGAUUUUUAGAAACAGAACUGAAGACAGAACUCCAUCAACAGAUUCACUGUUUCACCCAGCGCUUGUCUUGGGAAGAUCCUGCUGCUUCUCUGACGCUAGCCCUGCAGUUGGUGUAACAGCCAGCCAUUUGAGAUUCUGCAACAAUGUCUCAUCCAUCCUGGCUACCUGUCAAAAGCACUGGUGAGCCCCUAGGCCAUGUUCCUGCUCGGAUGGAGACCACCCAUUCCUUUGGGACUCCCAGCAUUUCAGUGUCCACACAGCAGCCUCCCAAGAAGUUUGCACCAGUAGUUGCUCCAAAACCCAAGUACAACCCCUAUAAGCAGCCUGGUGGUGAGGGAGAUUUUCUGCCACCACCACCUCCACCUCUAGGUGAUUCUGGAGUGGUUCCAUCUGGCUCUGGAAACUUCCCUCCUCCACCGCCCCUGGAUGAGGGCACUUUCAAGGUGCAGCAGGGGAAUCCUGGAGGCAAGACGCUGGAGGAGAGGCGCUCCAGCCUGGACGCUGAGAUUGACUCCUUGACCAGUAUUUUGGCUGAUCUUGAAUCCAGCUCUCCGUACAAGCCACGGCCACCACAGGGCUCUGCUAGUGCAACAGCGUCUCCUCCAGUCUCUACACCUGUCACAGGACACAAGAGAAUGGUCAUCCCAAACCAGCCCCCUCUAACUGCAACUAAAAAGUCUGCGAUGAAACCACAGCCUGGCCCCCAAGCUGGGCCCAUCCCUGUAACUCCAAUAGGACCACUCAAACCCCAGCCUCAGCCUGUUCCAGCCUCCUACACCACAGCCUGUACCCCCACAAGGCCCACCUUUAAUGUGCAAGUUAAGUCGGCUCAGCCUAGCCCUCAUUACAUGGCUGGCCCCUCCUCAGCACAAAUGUAUUGCCCAGGACCCCAUGGCUGCAGCAUACCACCAGUUCAUGUCUCUGGGCCACCUCCCUCAACCCGGCCUGGUACAGAUUAUGCAUAUAUUCCACCACCUGUGCUUCAACCUGAACCUGGAUAUGGGUAUACCCCCAACCAAGGACGCUAUUAUGAGCCCUAUUGUGCAGCAGGGCCUUCCUAUGGGGGCAGAAACGAGAGUAAUCCUGCCUAUGGGCAACAGGGACACCCAAGCACCUGGAAGCGGGAACCAGCAUACAAUCCUCCUGUAGCAGGGAACCAAAACCCAACUGGCUUAUACGCAACCACUGGUCCCAAGAAGACCUAUAUAGUGGAUCCUGUUCCCACUCCUGGUGCACCACCACUGCAACCAAAGGGAGGACACUCAGUUUCAAUGGGACCUGCAUCUGCCCCCACUUCAUUUCGUCCUGAGGAUGAGCUUGAGCACCUGACCAAGAAGAUGCUGUAUGACAUGGACAAUCCGCCUUCCGAGGAAUACUUUGGCCGCUGUGCUCGCUGUGGUGAAAAUGUAGUUGGGGAAGGUACAGGAUGUACCGCCAUGGAUCAGGUCUUCCAUGUGGAUUGUUUUACCUGUAUCACCUGCAACAACAAACUCCGGGGCCAGCCUUUCUAUGCUGUGGAAAAGAAAGCUUACUGCGAGCCUUGCUACAUCAACACGCUGGAACGGUGCAACGUGUGCUCCAAGCCCAUCAUGGAGCGUAUUCUUCGUGCCACUGGGAAGGCCUAUCACCCUCACUGCUUCACCUGCGUGAUGUGCCAUCGCAGCCUGGAUGGGAUCCCCUUUACUGUGGAUGCUGGCGGGCUCAUUCAUUGCAUCGAGGACUUCCACAAGAAAUUUGCUCCCCGAUGUUCUGUGUGCAAGGAGCCUAUUAUGCCGGCCCCUGGCCAGGAGGAGACCGUCCGCAUUGUGGCUCUAGAUCGUGACUUCCACGUCCAAUGCUACCGCUGUGAGGAUUGUGGCGGUCUUCUGUCGGAAGGCGAUAACCAAGGCUGCUACCCACUGGAUGGGCACAUCCUCUGCAAGAGCUGCAACACAGCCCGCAUCCGAGUGCUGACUGCCAAGGCGAGCACCGACCUUUAGAUUCAGUCGCCUGUGUAGCUGGUUGGUGGAUGGCGCUGAGAAGAGUGAAACACAAGGGAAACCAUUAGGAAAAUAGAGGAAAUGCAAUCA
Ochotona princeps (American pika) is the source of this 2200-nucleotide messenger RNA. It is a transcript of the gene LPP, whose product is annotated as LIM domain containing preferred translocation partner in lipoma. The transcript has 12 exons. Gene Ontology annotation, biological process: cell-cell adhesion. Gene Ontology annotation, cellular component: stress fiber; focal adhesion. Lineage: Eukaryota; Metazoa; Chordata; Mammalia; Lagomorpha; Ochotonidae. The record is from RefSeq and is a predicted model, not a curated record. The coding region runs from base 275 to 2110 and encodes 611 amino acids.